AUGUCUCCCAAACCCCUAACCCUCCACGCCCACGGCACAGGUCCAAACCCCUACAAAAUCGCCGCCGCCCUAGAAUUCCUCCAAGUCCCCUACCAAGUCAAACUCUGGCAAUUCGGCGCCGCCAAAAACGGAGUCAAAGGCCCAAUCUUCCUCAAAAUCAACGAAAACGGCCGUGUCCCCGCCCUCGAAGACCCAAACACCGGCGUAACAAGCUGGGAAUCGGGAGCAGUGAUGAAUUACGUCCGUCGAGUCUACGACACGCAGAAAAAGCUAGGUCCGAGGGGGAGUUCCGAACAGGACAUCGUGGAUUUUGAGAAAUGGGAGUAUUUUUUGUUGAGCACGUUGGGACCGAUGAUGGGUUCGUUGAAUUGGUUCCGUCAUUACCAUUCCUCGAAGAAUGAGGAUGCGUUGAAGAGGUAUGAAGAGCAGGCAUAUCGAUGCUAUGGCGUGCUUGAUGGGCAGUUGGAGAAGCAUGGUGGUCCGUAUAUUCUGCCUGGGAAUACGCCUAGUGCUGUGGAUCUUCACUUUUAUCCGUGGGUCUAUCAGCAUGGGUUUGCUGGGUUGAGUUUGGAGUCUUAUCCUAAUGUUAAGAAGUGGUUGGAGGGUGUUGCGAGCUUGCCGGAGAUUAAAGCUGCGUAUGAGAAGAUUCCAAAGGGUGAGGUGGUUUGA
This is a messenger RNA of Pseudocercospora fijiensis CIRAD86, 669 nucleotides long. RefSeq lists its product as uncharacterized. The record is from RefSeq and is a predicted model, not a curated record. The transcript is spliced from 2 exons. Lineage: Eukaryota; Fungi; Ascomycota; Dothideomycetes; Mycosphaerellales; Mycosphaerellaceae. Bases 1 to 669 code for a protein of 222 amino acids.